AUGGCAGCAGAGUAUCGUGUGUCGCUCUCUUAUCCGAACCCAUCUCUGGGCCAGAUGGGGACAGGAUCACAAACAUCCAACUCUAUAGAUGACGAGGCUUCUCGCUCAAAAUUUGGCUAUGGAGGCUCGCAGCAGGUCAAGGGCUUGCAACAGGUGGUCUUGGUCGUAACGCUACUCAACGGUCUUUUGAUCUCGACUCUCGAUACGUCGAUCGUAUCUACGUCUCUGGUCACAAUAUCGAAUGACCUGGGCGAUUUUGUCAAUGCGCCGUGGAUCAUAUUGGCGUAUCUGUUGACAUAUAUGGGAUUCGCCGUCUGUAUUUCGAAGAUGAGCGAUAUAUAUGGACGGAAGAACAUUCUGGCUCUUUGCUGGGUCAUUUUCUCUGGAUUUUCCUUGGGCUGUGCCAACGCUAAAGAUAUGACUGCACUCAUCGUGUGUCGUGCAUUUCAAGGCAUAGGAGCAUCGGGGUUAUACAGUUUAACGCAAAUAGCCCUUGUCGAAGUCGGCCCUGUCCACCGCCCUAGCCUGAUCGGAGCCUUGAUCGGAGCAACGCUUGCUAUUGCCUUUAUUCUUGGCCCUCUUCUUGGAGGCCUGAUUUCAAGGCUAUCUGACUGGAGGUGGCUCUUCAACCUCAACAUCCCCUUUGGACUGGUAUCUAUCCUCGCCAUUACAAGCUUUUGGCCUCAGGAAGAGGUCUCCCAUCUGCUCUCCUGGGGGGCUUUUACCAGCAUAGACUUUUUCGGUGGCGCUACUCUGCUUUGUAGCUCAUCUCUGCUUGUGUUUGCUAUUCAACAGGCUGGCUCUCAGACAUUUGCAUGGUCUCAUCCGAUCAUCAUCUUGGCCUUUAUCAUAUCUGGCUUAAGCUGCAUUGCAUUCAUAUGCUGGGAGGUGAUUCUAGAUUCGAAGAGGCAUCGUCAUAUUGAGCCGAUAUUUCCAAUUCGCUUAAUGUUGAAUAGGGUCUAUGCUUCAGGUCUCAUACUUACUCUUCUCACGGGAUUUUCAUACAUCUCUCUCACAAUUGUUAUACCGGAGCGUUUCCAAAUUGUCAAUGGUGACAAUGCUCUCAUAGCCGGCAUUCACCUGUUCCCACUUCUUUGUGCCUGCGCGAUCGGAUCCUUUCUGGGCGGAGCAAUAUCUAACCGGCAGAAUAACACUUCAUACACGCUCAUUGGGUCAUCCUGUCUCCAACUUCUAGGGCUUGGACUGAUGACAACACAGUCAAGGGAAAACAGUACAAAGCCGUCUCAGUACGCGUAUCAGGCAUUGUUCGGAUUAGGAGUUGGCCUAUGCUUUUCUGCAACGACCAUCAUGACGAGCAUCUCUACUGCCGAGUCAAGCGAGAAGGCUACCGCACAGGGUGCCAUUGCUCAGGCCCGAGUGUUGGGGGGCAGCAUAGGGCUUUCCAUCUGCACGGUCAUAUUUAAUAUUCACGUUAACCGAUAUCUAGAAGGACACUUGACCGAACCACAGCUUGAAAGCCUUCAUCGAUCGCCGUUGUCAGGACUGCAACUACCCAUCGACCAGCGAGAUCUAGUUAAGACCGUCUAUGCUGGGGCAUAUGCUGAGGAGAUCAAAAUCAUGGCCUGUGUUUGUUCAGCCAUGGUGAUUGCCGCUUUUUUCACCCUGGAAAGGCACCCUGCGCCACUAACGAGAAUAAGGUCGAGAUCAGAAGGAGGCCGAUUUUCGAAGCGUGGGAAUGACUCAGAGACGGAAAUGAUUAGCAUGGGCGAUGCCCGUCAGACUGCAUGA
Molecule: messenger RNA, 1749 nt
Organism: Trichoderma atroviride IMI 206040
Lineage: Eukaryota; Fungi; Ascomycota; Sordariomycetes; Hypocreales; Hypocreaceae
Biological process (GO): transmembrane transport
Cellular component (GO): plasma membrane
Molecular function (GO): transmembrane transporter activity
Source: RefSeq, a predicted model, not a curated record